AUGGGAUUCAGAUCACUGCUCGUUUUGAGCUCACUGCUCUUCUCUGGGUUUGUCCUUGGGCAGACCGCUUCCGUUGACCCCGAGACCAUCCUCGGACCCGUUUCUCCAGUAUCAGGAGACAGCGGAAGAUACAUCGUCAAGUUCUCCGGGGCCGGUUCAGCGAAGUUCAGGAAGCGUGACGGUACACCGGAUUCGGAAGGCUUCUUCGCCACCCUGGCGGAAUCUGGCAAGGACGCCUCGCCUGCUGUGAGCUUCAACUCCCAGCUUUUCCAUGGCGCUUCGUUCGACCUCAAGAACGGCUCCGCCGAAUCAGUCGCAGACAUCCAAGCUUUGCCUGAGGUUGAAAAGGUCUGGGCAGCUGCUCUCUUCAGCAUUCCUGUCACUGGCGAAGCCGUUGUCGAGUCUCAGUUUCCCACCUGGAACCCCCAUAACGACACCAACGUGGGGCUGGCACAUGCUAAUGGGUAUCUCGGCCAAGAUGUCGUCGUGGCCGUUGUUGACACUGGAAUCGAUUACAACCACCCCGCUCUCGGUGGUGGCUUAGGCUCUGGUUUCAAGGUUGAGAGCGGCUUCGACUUCGUUGGAGACGCCUACGUACCAGGCGACAUCUACAUCCCUGACGAGGACCCUAUGGAUUGCAAUGGCCACGGCACUCAUGUUGCUGGUAUUAUUGCUAGUAGCAACGAGUUCGUCCCGGGCGUUGCACCAUCUGCGAAACUACGCGCCUACAAAGUCUUUGGAUGCGGUGGCAGCACGUACGAGGAUGUCAUCAUCGCUGGCUUUCUGCGGGCCCAUGAAGAGGGCGCUGAUAUUGUCAGUGCUUCUCUUGGAUCCAAUCGCGGCUUCGCAGAUACUCCUCUUGCUGAGGUGGCGACAGCUAUCCAAGCUGCUGGCACCUUUGUGUCGAUUGCAGCAGGGAACGCAGGUGAAACUACUCGAGAUGGACCUUGGUACACAAGCAGUGGUGGCAACGGCAUCGGCAGCACUACUGUUGGCAGCGUCGAACAUGACGAGCUGGUGGCCUGGACCUUGGUUGCGCGCUCCAGCAAUGGUGAAUCCAGAGAGAUCACAACGGAGUACAAUGGAAUGUCAAUGGUUCAUUCCAAGCGUCGUGGCCUUCGGACCCUCGAGACCAUACCGCAUGCGGAUACCCUUCUGCCAUCCCAGAGACAAACGUUCUGGUCAUUCCGUAAGAAGCUCCGAUUCAUGUGCUUCGAGUGA
This is a messenger RNA of Colletotrichum chrysophilum, 1221 nucleotides long. RefSeq lists its product as uncharacterized. Bases 1 to 1221 code for a protein of 406 amino acids. The transcript has 4 exons. Gene Ontology annotation, cellular component: cytosol. The record is from RefSeq and is a predicted model, not a curated record. Gene Ontology annotation, molecular function: serine-type endopeptidase activity; tripeptidyl-peptidase activity. Lineage: Eukaryota; Fungi; Ascomycota; Sordariomycetes; Glomerellales; Glomerellaceae. Gene Ontology annotation, biological process: proteolysis.